Molecule: messenger RNA, 810 nt
Organism: Corticium candelabrum
Lineage: Eukaryota; Metazoa; Porifera; Homoscleromorpha; Homosclerophorida; Plakinidae
Exons: 6
Coding region: 1-810 (269 amino acids)
Source: RefSeq, a predicted model, not a curated record
AUGAUAUGUGCUGAUUUGGAAAAUGGAAAAUAUAAAUGGAUUGAAGUGAUGACAGAAAGUGGAAUUCCUACAAUCGGCAGCAGUUGCCGAGAAUUAAAAGAAUCAAUAUAUUCUAUUUUUCUACAAGAUGGACUCUACAACUUAACAGACAGCAAGAAGCGCUUUGUGACGGUUUACUGUGAUAUGACGACAGACGGUGGCGGAUGGUUAUUGAUUGGCAAAGCAUUUCAGCCGAACAUGCGAAAUGUACGUCCGACAAGCAAGCCACUAACUUUGACAAGCGAGCAAGGAUGGUCAAAUAUAUUUCCAUCCAUCAUUGUCAACGAUUUUCGCGUGCAAUUUUCCACUUCGCGUGCGAUGGAAGAUACGAAAGCAAAUUGGUACUAUCAUUUCGCUCGUCCUCGACCUCUUGCUCAACUUUUCACAUUUGGAUAUAGAAAUGGAUGCGGUAAAGAUGGAAUCACAGAUAUUGAGUAUACAGUUGACAUCCGCGGUGGUACAAGAAACAACUAUCAUAGAUGUUCAGCAUUUCAAGAUACGUCGGGGAAUUCCUUCAAAGCAAUCAACAAUUGUUUUAAUUCAACUAGUUGUUCUAUUUCAAGCAACGACGGCUCAUUUAGUUUCCAUGGACAGAAUGCAUUAUCUGGACAUAACACGUAUUCGACUGCUUUCUUUGGAUGUGAUGAUAACCACUGUUGUGCAUGCUGGGGUCCAGCUGGAGGACAAAAAACUUACUGCUACGAUAACUGUCAAGCAGCAAACGAUGGUCGCAGGCAAAGUUCCGGAUAUGCAUGGUUCUAUGUACGCUAA